UGAUAAAUGUGACUAGUGUAAUAAUCAAUGUGUUUCCUCCGAUCAGUGUGAUCAGAGUAGGUACUCUCUCUUCUCUCUCUCUCUCUCUCUCUCUUUCUCUCUCUCUCGCGCUCUCUCUCCCGUGAGUCAGUAACUCGCUCGUGUUACAUUGUAACCGCUGUCACUGACACACUCAACACACGGACGGAACACACGGCGGAGAGGAACCCCACACACUCUUCUGUCUUCAGCGACAGGAAACGUGGACCCCUGGAGAUGUUCUUGAGCACAGCGCUUCGUCUGUACUUGUAAUAUAAGAAGUAUUAACAGAGUGGUGGCGAUGAUGAUGAUGAUGAUGAUGAUGAGGAUGAUGAUUUUUGAGGAAGGCGACGCGGGGACGCUUUCCGUAGCGAGCCGAUUGCUUUAACUCAUCGCUCACCCGCUCUGUUAUGACCGAGCCCCGGAUCGCGGACCCACAGCUCGCCCCCUGGGACAUGACAUUGAUGUCGCUGACGGCAGGAGGAUGCGUCCGGCCGGCGGCAUCAGCAGCAGCAGCGGCUCCGCGCCCCGCUUCUUCGUGCGCGCCGCCGCCCUCGGACUCUUGGCCGGGAUUCUUCUCCAGACUCCCUCCUUCGGCAUGGCAGUGCUCUUUGUGAAGCUCCUCAUGUACUUGUCCUUCGCCCUCUUGUGUGUGUCGCUGGGCGCCCUGGGGGUCCUGGGCAGGAGGGGUCCCAUCCGAGCGGCCCGCUUCGACCCCCGGAGGCGCACCGCCGCGCACCUGUCGGCUCUGCUCAACUCGAUCAUCGGCCACUUUUCAGUGCCUGCUGUGGAGUCGGUCCCAGCGAGGCGGGUGGUGGUGUCACACAAUGUGGACAGGGCCCUCAAAGAAGUGUUUGACUACAGCUACAGGGACUAUGUGCUCUCCUGGUACUUGCCGCUGAGUCGCGACGAGGGCCGGCUCCACGACUUGCUCCUGGGGGAUUUCUGGGAGAUGGUCCGGCAGCUGAAGGGCCGCGUAGCGGAGGUGGACCUGGUCAAGCUGGUCUGCAGCGAUGCCGUCAGGGCUGUGCAUGCCCACUUCUGCUACCUCAAGGCCGCCAACUCCAGGCAGGAGGAGCUGCCCCAGCCCUUCCCUCUGCACCCGUGCCUCCGCAGCCCAGAGGAUGAGCUGCGCUUCCUGCGCUCCUGCGCCCGACUCCUCCUGCUCUGCCUGAUGCCCGUGCACCAAGCCCGUGCCCAUGGCCUGCGGGCAAUUCUAGCGGAGGUCCUUGCCACCAAAGUGCUCAAACCCCUGGUGGAGGUGCUCAGUGACCCUGACUACAUCAAUCGCAUGCUGUUGGCUCAGCUAGAACAUCGAGAGCAGCAGACUGAGCACCACAGGAAGGCCUACACCUACGCUCCCUCCUACGAGGAGUUCAUCAAGCUCAUCAGUGGCAGCUCUGACAUUGACUUCCUCGAGCAGCUGAGGUACCAGAUUGUUGUGGAAAUAAUCCAGGCAACCACCAUCAGCAACAUGCCCCGGAUGAAGAAGCAGAAAGAGUGCAAAGGGAAGGAGGCAGCUGCCAUGAAGGCAGACCUGCUGCGGGCGCGCAACAUGGAACGCUAUAUCAACCAACUGACGGUGGCCAAGCGUCACUGCGAGAAGAGGAUCCAGCAGCUGGGUGGACCCAACUACGAGCAGGAGGAUGGAGUUGUUGAUGAAGGUUACGGGACCCAGUGCCAGAAGAUAAUCCAGUUUGAGGAAAUCAUGUCCAACCCCACGUUGCGAGAGCACUUCCGCACCUACAUGGAGAGAGUGGACAAGAGGGCGCUUCUCAGCUUCUGGGAGCAAGUGGAGAUGCUGAAAACUGCCAGCAAGAGCGAAGUGCCCCAGCUGGUGGGGGAGAUCUACCAGAAGUACUUCGUGGAGAGCCGUGAGAUCCCGGUGGAGAAGACCCUGUAUAAGGAGGUUCAGCAAACGCUGGUGGGGAACCGGGGCAUAGAUGUAUUCCUCAAGAUUCAGAGUGAUGUGUACAAGACCAUGAAGGAACGCUACUACCCGUCCUUCCUGGUGUGUGACCUGUGCGAGAGGCUCACCCAGUGGCAGGAACAGUGCAGCGACUCGCAGUCUAGCUGUGAGAACCAAGAUGAGACGAUCAUUGAGACUGGAGAGGAAGUGCUGGAAGAGGACAAUCACGGAAUCAGGGAGCACACAAACUACGCCACCAGCAGGCUACAGCAACUCAGUGACAAGCUGGAGUACAAGAGGCAGGCCCUGGGCUCCAUCCAGAACUCGCCAAAACCGGACAAAAAAAUUUUGUCCAGACUGAAGGAGGAGAUUGGGGCUAUGGAGAAGGAGCAAGGAGAGCUACAGCAGCACAUCUCCCGCACAGACUGGUGGUGCGAGAACCUGGGCCGGUGGAAGGCUGUUAUCGACAAUGGGGAGGCCAUGGAGGAGAACGGGGAGCAGGUGCCAUGCUACUGUGUGAAAGUGAGUCUGCUGGACGCGGAUGAAGUCGAGGGCAGUUGCUGGUCUGUCUCCCGCAAGCUCAGCGACUUUCAGAUGCUGCACCGGAAGCUGGUGGAGGGUCACCCAUCGCUGAAGAAGGUCCAGCUGCCUGCUCUCAGUAAACUGCCAUUUAAAUCCAUUGACCAAAAAUUUCUCGAAAAAUCCAAGAACCAGCUCAAUGCUUUCCUAGAGAAAACCAUGACAGACGAGUGCCUUUGCCAGAGUGAGGCCCUGUAUGGCUUUCUCAGCCCUUUCCCUGAGAUCUGCAAGGAAACUGCCAUCCAGAAGAAGUCCUCUUUCUCCCUGUCCUCAUUCCUCGAGAAGCUGCCAGGAGACCUCUUCUCCCAUCAGGAGCAAGAGGAGGCGGAUGACGACAGCGAUGUCUCCGACUGUGGGGAUGAGGUGGAUGGGAGGAGGGAUGGAGUAGCUGAGCCCUGCUUCAUGCUGAUUGGAGAGGUCUUUGAGCUCAGGGGCAUGUUCAAGUGGGUGCGGAAGACCCUAAUUGCACUGGUCCAAGUUACCUUCGGACGCACCAUUAACAAGCAGAUUCAGGACACAGUCAACUGGAUGUUUAGUGAGCAGAUGCUCAUUUACUACAUCAAUGUGUUCCGUGAUGCCUUCUGGCCUGAUGGGAAGUUGGCAGUCCCUGCAGAAGCCCGGUCUGACUCUGAACGCAGAGAGACUAAAGAGCAAGCCCAGCAGAAGCUUCUGGAGAAUAUACCAGACACAUUGCUGAGCCUUGUGGGGCAGCAGAAUGCUCGACACGGCAUCAUCAAGAUCUUCAAUGCUUUACAGGAGUCCAAUGCCAACAGGCAUCUCCUCUAUGUUCUUCUAGAGAUGGUGCUGAGGGAACUGUGUCCUGAACUGUGUGCAGAGAUUAACCAGGUGUGAUAUCACAGGAAGCACGAUGAGAAGCAUGACCAAAACAGACCUUCAGUGAGGAACAUGUGCAUCCCAGUGCAUCAGGUCCAGCAAAAGAAAUCUGGUAAUGCACAGAGACAGAGAGAUGUCCUCCAACCUUCUCGCAUUGUGAACCAUAAAGGAGCAGAAGCACUGAGCACAGAUGCAUGCCAAAGCAUUCAGUAAGGAAACCAUCUGUUUGCUGGCAUCAGGGAACCCUCUAGUAGAUAUUGAGGGACCGAGUUGUCUUGUUGUUUCUAGGGGUCUUCUCAGUACAUGUUUGACAGUAGGCAUCUGUUCACUUCCGUUUGAUCCACCAUCAUCAGAGCUCAUAGGGAAAAGUUUCUUUGUGUCUCUCUCAUUGCUCUAAAUGAUUUUCCUGUAGCGACCCAGUUUCACUGCAAGUUUCUGUUGCUGAAAAACCGGUUUUUGUUGAGAUGACUCCAUGAGGAUGUAUUUAUUGUCAAUAACUGUGCAAUGAUGGAUGUUGUAACCAUGCUGGGGAAAAAAACAUUCCUUGACUUUUUCUUGUGCCCUUCAGGAGGCUUUGUCGUGCAAUACUUCAUGUAAAGUGUUUGUUUCAAUUUCGUCAUUUGUUAGGGGUAUACUGUAUUUUUAUGAAAAAAUAGUGUUGAAUAUUUAUAAGCAAUAAAUUGCAGAUGUAUAUUAUUUUCUCAUUCAGUUUCCUUUCCAAGAUUAUAUAUGAUAACCCUAAAAUGGA
Scleropages formosus (Asian bonytongue) is the source of this 4088-nucleotide messenger RNA. Its product is annotated as sorting nexin-25-like. Lineage: Eukaryota; Metazoa; Chordata; Actinopteri; Osteoglossiformes; Osteoglossidae. The record is from RefSeq and is a predicted model, not a curated record. Gene Ontology annotation, molecular function: phosphatidylinositol binding. Gene Ontology annotation, cellular component: endosome. The transcript has 19 exons. Bases 503 to 3358 code for a protein of 951 amino acids.